Molecule: messenger RNA, 739 nt
Organism: Tupaia belangeri chinensis (Chinese tree shrew)
Lineage: Eukaryota; Metazoa; Chordata; Mammalia; Scandentia; Tupaiidae
Product: protein BEX1
Exons: 2
Coding region: 113-490 (125 amino acids)
Biological process (GO): signal transduction
Cellular component (GO): nucleus; cytoplasm
Molecular function (GO): signaling receptor binding
Source: RefSeq, a predicted model, not a curated record
UGCAGAGCGACGCAGCCUUCGGUGCAGUCGUCACUCGCGUCUGGCUCCCAGCUCCCCGCUGCCCUGCGCACGGCGGGCUGGCAUCCGGCCCGGGGAAAGCGGAGCAGGAGUAAUGGAAUCCAAAGAGGAACGAGUGGUCAAAAAUAUCAACAUGGAAAAUGCCCAAAAGGCAAAUGAAGAACAGGAACAAGUUGCUAAUAAAGGGGAGCCUGUGACUCUUCCUCUGGAAGCUCGUGAACACUGUGUGCCUAGAGGAAACCGUAGGCGGUUCCGCGUUAGGCAGCCCAUCCUGCAGUAUAGAUGGGACUUGAUGCAUAGGCUGGGAGAGCCACAGGCAAGGAUGAGAGAAGAGAAUAUGGGGAGGUUUGGGGAGGAAGUGAGACAUCUGAUGGAAAAGCUCAGGGAAAAGCAGUUGAGUCAUAGUCUGCGGGCAGUUAGCCUUGACCCCCCUCACCAUGGCCAUCGUGAUGAGUUUUGCCUUAUGCCCUGAAUCCUGCUGUCUUCCUUUAAGUUAAUAGGGAGACCCCUGCUUCCUAAACUCACAUGUUUGUGAUAUACUCUUGUUGUAAACCUUUUGGUGUCACUCAUUAUUGUGGGUUUCCUAUUUCCAGCCUUUAACUGAGUGUCGUGUUUUUUGGUCCAGUUUGUAAGAAUUUCGUUUGCAGGGGAGUUUUACCUAUUGCAUGGAAAGAUGUUCAUUAUGUAUUGUGAAGUUAAUAAAGCAGUUUUAAAAAAGCAA